AUGAGAUAUUCAAUCCGAAGAGGGUUCUUGGUCGCACUAGUGGCUUUGGCCAUGGUUUGUAUGAUGGUGAUGUAUUUACGAUACGAUUACGCUAUGGGCGCUGUACGAGGUAUUCCCCAGCAUACUAGGUUUGAAGAGAGUGACAGUUUGCUCAGUAAACAUGUUCAUGUGUCCAACUACAAGUAUGGCGACUACGACCGAUUGGCUGCGAAAUUUAACAUGGAACAGUUCAAGCAGCUUCCGCAAGAGGAAAGAUGUGUCAAAUUUUUCCGUGAUUUGCUAGAGAACGACCCGGAUUGGGAACUCCGGCCGUUUGAUAAAAACGUCGAUUUGUUUGAAAGACGUAUAUUGGACAAGCAGCGAUAUUUUCGGGAACUGAUCCGAGACCUUCGCGAUGAUAACGACGACAGAAAGAAGCUAGAUGUGCCGGGUUCGACAUACGAAAAUGCCACAGUCGAACGGAAUUUCCAGCAAGCAAUUAAGAAGACGAUGGAAACUGAACAGAAAAUGGCAGAUUUCAUUGCAACCACGAGAAUAUACCAAAAGUGUUUUGUGGAAGAAUGGGUACCACCAUCGACAGAAACAGAAUUAUACGACAAAAUGACAAACAAGGUUCUUCCUUUUCUAACCAACACGCUUCCCGAGUUUACUUUUAACAACUCCACCAUCACCAAUGGGUUUCCUUUGGCAGAUAAUUUUGACGUUUACCAUGAGUAUAAAGGCUCAAACUUGGUGGAGUUUAUCAAGACAAAAAGUAACGGAAAGGGCAUAGUUUUGAGUGCAUCGUCCAAACACGGCAGAGACAUAGUCAAAUUGAUCCGUCUUCUUCGUGCGCUAGACAAUACCUUGCCUAUUCAAAUUAUUCAUCGAGACGACUUCAGCAAACGGAACCGAGAAUUCGUUGAAUUUGCAGCCACAGCCGAUAAAAAGGAACUCCUUGAACCGCCCGGAACUUACAGCUGGAAGAAAGUGUGGCCCGAAAUAGACUUGUUGGCCAAUGGUACAGCCUACGGAAUCAAUUAUACUCCGCAAAACGUCACCUUUGUGAAUAUCAAACCAGCUAUCAAGUCAGAAUUCCGCACCAAGUUCCCCGGGUUUGCAAACAAGCUCCUUGCACUCUUUUUCACCUCUUUCAAAGAGGUUGUUUUGCUAGACGCAGACGCUAUUCCGUUGGUUCGUCCAAAUCACUUCUUCCUUUCGCAGGAGUACAGAGAGACAGGUACCUAUUUUUUCAAAGAUAGAACAUUGAGAGACACCAACGAGUACAUCGAAACCAAUUUUUUUGCGAAAUUGUUUCCUUCUGCUAAUGAAAAGACUUUGGAGGAUAUCUUUGGCAUCCUGCUGGCCACAUAUGUCAGUCUUGGAAACACCUACAUGGCCGGCUACAGACACUACCAAGAAGCAGGUGUAGUCGCAAUCGACAAAGUUGCCCAUCUUUCGGGAGUAAUGAUGAUGUUUCCUUUAUCGCUCUGGAAAGAACCCGUUGGCAGUGCCGUGUGGGGAGAAAAGGAAAUGUACUGGCUUGGGCUUUCGAUGGCCGGAGACGAAAACUACAGAUUCAAUUACUAUCCCGCGGCAAGCGUGGGCCAGCUCACAACCGCUAAACAAUAUAGCUACUAUCCAGAUGCUGAGAGCAACGAGGUAUGUUCUACACAUCCAGGACAUAUCGACAAAUAUGGAAACGUCUUGUGGAUGAAUUCUGGUUUUUCAUUUUGCAAAAAAAAUAGCCAGCUGCGAGACAAGCAGCAUUUUCCGCUAUCGGAAAUGAAUCAGAUGGAAGUUUUGGGGCCCCUCUACGCCGAGCCACUAGUUGUUACCCAUGCCAUCAUACCGCCAACCGAGCCUGAAUUACGAGGCAUCCACAAUUCCUACGACAAGUCCAGACAGAUGAAAAAAAUGGACGGAUGGAAAUUGCAAAAAGAGAUUGACGAAGUUGAUCGACUGAAACAACCCUUUUUCAAGGACAGAAAUCCGCUGAAGGGUUGGAUGAAAAACCCAAUUUGUAGUGGCUACUACUACUGUGCAUACGAUAAGAUUACCACUUUCGACAAGACGACGGAUAACGGCGUGUUGGUGAAGAUAGACAACACUUUGGUCGAGUAUUACAGAUAUUUGGGCAAGGCAUGGCUAUCCGGCUCGUCACGAUUACGAAACUAA
Molecule: messenger RNA, 2157 nt
Organism: Meyerozyma guilliermondii ATCC 6260
Lineage: Eukaryota; Fungi; Ascomycota; Pichiomycetes; Serinales; Debaryomycetaceae
Gene: MNN15
Product: putative alpha-1,3-mannosyltransferase
Exons: 1
Coding region: 1-2157 (718 amino acids)
Biological process (GO): protein O-linked glycosylation
Cellular component (GO): Golgi apparatus
Molecular function (GO): alpha-1,3-mannosyltransferase activity
Source: RefSeq, a predicted model, not a curated record